AUUAGAUGAUCUCACAAAACACAUUCCUUUGUAGCACACUUUACCCCAUUUUGAUCUUCAGGUGCCAGGGUAAAAGAUAGAUGUUAGGAACUGGAUGCACACUGCUGCACAGUUCAACUCAUUGGAGGCAGAUCUAAAUAGUACGCAUGUGGACUUUCCCCCCACAGAUGGGCCAUAGAGUGGCCAUACAAUGAGUCUGUCAUAAGCAGCCCCAGUCCUCUUACACUACAGUCUGGACAGGAGUGGCACACUGUGCAGGGGAGCUUCCCCUCUCUGAGGAAGAAGUUGACCGGUUGGAAAUCUCUCUCUGUAAUUCCUCUACUUUCUUCUGGAGUUCUGCUCGUUUUGCCAGAAGUUCCUUAUAUCUGUUAUGAAUAGGCUCCUGGGGUUUCAUCCUCGGAUUCCACCUUAUGUAAUAUCCCACCCAGAGCUCUAAAUGGCACAUGCUGGCUCCUGGAUAGAGAACGUGAUUGGAGUAGCUCCCAUAGAAAGGCUUGGUGAAGUCUUCUAGCUGGCUGUUGAUAUAAGACCACAAUGACACAGUCCUUUUAGGUAGAUUCUCUUUUCCUCUUUGCUGUUCACUAUUACAGAGGAAUGUCCCAAAUAAACAGCUGUAAAGGUGGUGCCUCUAGUCGAGGUGAAAAUUCUUAUGGACUGGAAACUGUAUGCAAGGAUAUUAGGAAUUUGCGAUUUGCUCAUAAACCUGAGGGGCGAACAAGAAGAUCUAUAUUUGAGAAUCUGAUGAAAUAUGCAUUUCCUGUUUCUAACAGCCUGCCUCUGUUUGCUUUUGAGUACAAAGAAGUAUUUCCUGAGAAUGGAUGGAAACUCUAUGACCCUCUUUUGGAAUAUCGAAGGCAGGGCAUUCCAAAUGAGAGCUGGAGAGUAUCAAAGGUAAAUGAGCGCUAUGAACUCUGUGACACAUACCCCGCCCUCUUGGUCGUGCCCGCAAAUAUUCCUGAUGAAGAACUAAAGAGAGUGGCAUCCUUCAGGUCCAGGGGCCGAAUUCCAGUUUUAUCAUGGAUUCAUCCUGAAAGUCAAGCCACAAUCACUCGAUGCAGCCAGCCCAUGGUAGGAGUGAGUGGAAAGCGAAGCAAGGAGGAUGAGAAAUACCUUCAAGCCAUCAUGGAUUCUAACGCUCAGUCGCAUAAAAUCUUUAUUUUUGAUGCUCGGCCCAGCGUUAAUGCUGUAGCCAAUAAGGCCAAGGGUGGAGGUUAUGAAAGUGAAGAUGCCUAUCAAAAUGCAGAGCUGGUUUUUCUGGAUAUCCAUAAUAUUGAUGUGAUGAGAGAAUCAUUACGAAAACUUAAGGAGAUUGUGUACCCCAACAUUGAAGAGACUCACUGGUUGUCUAACUUGGAGUCUACUCAUUGGUUAGAACAUAUUAAGCUUAUCCUUGCAGGGGCUCUUAGGAUUGCUGACAAGGUGGAGUCAGGGAAGACAUCAGUGGUGGUGCACUGCAGUGACGGCUGGGACCGCACAGCUCAGCUCACCUCCCUGGCCAUGCUCAUGCUGGAUGGCUACUACAGAACCAUACAAGGGUUCCAAGUCCUUGUAGAGAAGGAGUGGCUAAGCUUUGGACAUUGAUUCCAGCUGCGAAUUGGCCAUGGAGAUAAGAACCACGCAGAUGCGGACAGAUCACCUGUUUUCCUCCAAUUUAUUGACUGUGUCUGGCAAGUGACAAGA
Messenger RNA from Perognathus longimembris pacificus (Pacific pocket mouse), 1680 nucleotides. Its product is annotated as myotubularin-related protein 2-like. Gene Ontology annotation, biological process: dephosphorylation. Bases 595 to 1581 code for a protein of 328 amino acids. The record is from RefSeq and is a predicted model, not a curated record. Gene Ontology annotation, molecular function: phosphatidylinositol-3,5-bisphosphate 3-phosphatase activity. Lineage: Eukaryota; Metazoa; Chordata; Mammalia; Rodentia; Heteromyidae. The transcript has a single exon.